ACUAAAUAGCUUCUUUUUUUCAAAGGCUUCUGGGAUAUUUUUUUCUCCCUGUUCUUGGUUGCCGUAUGCGUUUGUCAGCGUUUGAGUGUACUGCACUAAAUGAAGACUAGACUGUAGCUGCGAUCUAAACCACGCUGCAGGAGAAGCACCACCAUGGAGGACCAUUGUAGCAUCUACUCCUGGUUUGCCCACCCUGUGUAUGGCCACUACUGGCAGCAUUACCAGCAGGCUAUGAACUGGCACCAGAGACACAGACAGGCCUACAGAAAGGCCUGGGAGGCUGCCUAUGGGCCAGGGUACCCCCAACGCUACGCAGACUGGCAUGGGGGAGAGGGUGAAGGGAGGAGAGCAGAGGAGACGGUCGCUGCUAAGGACCAUGUGGAAGAGGAUUUGGAGGGGGGUGCAGAUGACGAGGAGGGGGACGGGGAAAGUGGCUCGGACAGCGAAAUCGAAUGUGAUGUCAGCAACAUGGAGAUCACAGAGGAGCUGCGCCAGUAUUUUGCCCAGACUGAGCGGCACAAGGAGGAGCUCAAGAAGCAGCAGCAGCUGGAGGCGGAGCAGCAGGAUACUUACGUGUUGGCCGACCAGGACAUGCACAGAAUUUCCUGGCACGGCAGGUCGCUGCCCCCCUCUGAGCGGCCGGGCGAGCGCCGAGGCGCUGAGAUGAAGAAGCUGUACGGGGAAGACGCGGCAAAGGUUCAGGGUAUGGAGACGGCCAUGCAGCUCACCUUCGACAGAAACUGUGACAAGAAACAGCCCAAAUACUGGCCCGUCAUCCCUCUAAAACUGUAGCUCCACUACGGACAUCCAUCUUCUUCCAAUGGAGCCCACCAACACAGUUCCAGACGAGACAACCCCCUGAAACAUAGAGCUGAGAAACUGGGUCAUGUUCAGAAGGGAGGAAACUGAUCGAAACGGAGAGGUACUCCCUGCAACCUGAUCACAGUGCCUAAACAUUCCCCUCUCACCAUAAAAUCUUAUGUCAACCAACAUUUUUUGGGGAACAUUUUUGUUCUGUCAUUCUUAGCCAGUUAUUUCUGUUCUUCUGGUUUCACAAUGAAAUGACGACAAAUUCAUAAGAUGCAGGCACAAGAAGAGGACGAGUAUACACAAUUUGCAUAAAUGUUUAAGCUCCCCCAGCAAAUUGAGUUUAGACUCAAAAGUGAAAUCUUUUUUUCAGGCUACCUGUUCUGUCAACGAGCAUGGUUUCAUGUCCAGGUAGCUUUCAAUCUAUGAUCCUCUUAUUGCUGUCAAGGUAGUUAUUUUUUGUAUAUAUUUUUUUUAUUUGGGGGGGGAUUUCUUUCCUAUUUCAUUCAACCAUAAAUGAAGAAAGAGAUGGUUUUGAUUUCAUCAUCUCCAGAUACUGCAUAAUAGCCUCCGCCUCAAUGUUUGUCUGCUUCUUUCUCAACAUUCAGAUGGGUUGUAUCUGUCUCAGCGGCUCAGGUAGAACAAUGUGUUGGUUUCUUCCUCAACAUUCAGAUGGGUUGUAUCUGUCUCAGCGGCUCAGGUAGAACAAUGUGUUGGUUUCUUCCUCAACAUUCAGAUGGGUUGUAUCUGUCUCAGCGGCUCAGGUAGAACAAUGUGUUGGUUUCUUCCUCAACAUUCAGAUGGGUUGUAUCUGUCUCAGCGGCUCAGGUAGAACAAUGUGUUGGUUUCUUCCUCAACAUUCAGAUGGGUUGUAUCUGUCUCAGCGGCUCAGGUAGAACAUGUGUUGGUUUCUUCCCACGUGUCUGUUUUAUAUCAAAAUCGUUUGAUUUUUUUUUUAUAUAGAUAAGAUUGUUGAUAUAGUUUCUAAUAAAGAAUGUUUGUGAUGAA
Molecule: messenger RNA, 1815 nt
Organism: Oncorhynchus tshawytscha (Chinook salmon)
Lineage: Eukaryota; Metazoa; Chordata; Actinopteri; Salmoniformes; Salmonidae
Product: gem-associated protein 8
Exons: 5
Coding region: 154-792 (212 amino acids)
Biological process (GO): spliceosomal snRNP assembly
Cellular component (GO): SMN complex
Source: RefSeq, a predicted model, not a curated record